UAAAUUACCAAACAAUUAAUUUUUAGCAUUGAAAUUUCUUUGUUUUUAUUAACUUGUCAAAAUGUCAACAAACGGCGUUUUAUGUAAGGUGAAAAAGCUAAGUAAUAUCUUAAUUACACAGCGCAGUUCUUGUGAAUGUCUAAAUAAAGUUAUGAAAACCCAAUGGGAUAUAUCACAAGUCAUGGGCUGCAAUGGCAAGAAUCUAGUUAAAUAUGGUGUACUGGUAUUGAACAGACCAAUUUUACAAAAAACUGAUUUUAUGAAAACAUUCUGGAAUAAUGCUAGCGUAAGAAUAACUGUUGAUGGUGGGACAUGUCAGUGGGAUAACUUUUUAAAACUACUACCAGAAAAAGAGCAACAAUCAAUUCAGUUGCCAGAUCUUGUUACUGGUGACUUUGAUUCAAUAACAGAUGAAAUAUUACAGAAAUAUAAAAAGAAAGGUUGUAAGAUCAUACAUACACCAGAUCAAGACCAUACAGAUUUUACAAAAGCUUUAAUGGAAUUAAAUAAAUACUGCACUGAAUAUAAAACUGAGAUAAAGCAUGCAGUCGCAAUAGCCCAAGCUUCAGGAAGGAUUGACCAAAUAUUAGGGAAUGUACAGACAUUGUAUCUAGCAAAGUUGAAUUUGUUACCUACAACUAAAGUUUAUAUAAUGUCCGAUGAUUCGAUAUCCUGGUUGUUGUUCCCCGGAGAACAUAUAAUAUUUAUACCUGAAGAGACAAGGAAACAUAAAAGAUCUUGGUGUUCGUUAGUGCCCAUGGGAGAAAUCUGUGAUAGUGUCACAACAAGUGGCCUCAAAUGGAAUUUAGAAAACACAAGACUAAAGUUUGGUGAACUAGUGAGUACUUCAAAUGCAUUCGACGGCUCAGAGAAGGUAAUGGUUAAAUGCAGUCACACAAUUCUCUGGUCGAUGAAAAUGCCCGGCAUAUUAUGUUGACAAAUACAUACGGGGAAUGUAGAGAAGUUGAUUAGAUGAAUUUAUUUCUGGAAAUAAUAUACUAAAUUGUUUUUUUUUAUUUUCUAUAAGUUCUGUUAAAUUGUCUGAUUUAUAACACUC
Molecule: messenger RNA, 1057 nt
Organism: Papilio xuthus (Asian swallowtail)
Lineage: Eukaryota; Metazoa; Arthropoda; Insecta; Lepidoptera; Papilionidae
Product: thiamin pyrophosphokinase 1
Exons: 7
Coding region: 62-937 (291 amino acids)
Biological process (GO): thiamine diphosphate biosynthetic process; thiamine metabolic process
Molecular function (GO): thiamine binding; thiamine diphosphokinase activity; ATP binding
Source: RefSeq, a predicted model, not a curated record